Molecule: messenger RNA, 1770 nt
Organism: Amphibalanus amphitrite
Lineage: Eukaryota; Metazoa; Arthropoda; Thecostraca; Balanomorpha; Balanidae
Product: tubulin alpha-1D chain-like
Exons: 1
Coding region: 187-1536 (449 amino acids)
Biological process (GO): microtubule cytoskeleton organization; mitotic cell cycle
Cellular component (GO): microtubule; cytoplasm
Molecular function (GO): GTP binding; structural constituent of cytoskeleton
Source: RefSeq, a predicted model, not a curated record
GUGUCAGCGACCGUACCGACCGCUCGGCCCCGGAGGCAUCCGCGGGCCGCCGCACUAGCCUCACCGGGCACCGUGGCAGGAGGACCCGCGCUUCCGUAGCUCGACCGGGUCCCGUGCCUUGUCCGCCUGAGGGUACUUCGGACGCCGCACGUCAGUUUAUAAGUCUCUGUCUCCCACUUCGGCAUCAUGCGUGAGGUCAUCAGCGUGCAUAUCGGCCAGGCUGGCAUCCAGAUGGGCAACGCCUGCUGGGAGCUCUACUGCCUCGAGCACGGCAUCCAGCCCGACGGCCAGAUGCCCUCAGACACCAGCGUUGGCGUCGCCGACGACAGUUUCAACACGUUCUUCUCCGAGACGGGCGCCGGCAAGCACGUGCCGCGCGCCGUGUUCGUGGACCUGGAGCCGACGGUGGUGGACGAGGUGCGCACGGGCACCUACCGGCAGCUGUUCCACCCGGAGAACCUGAAAAGCGGGAAGGAGGAUGCUGCCAACAACUACGCACGCGGCCACUACACCAUCGGCAAGGAGCUCAUUGAUCAGACGGAGGAUUCAAUUCGUAAGAUGGCCGACCAGUGUUCCGGAUUUCAGGGUUUCCUCAUCUUUCAUUCGUUCGGUGGCGGCACUGGCUCUGGCUUCACCUCCCUGGUGAUGGAGAAGCUUUCACUGGACUACGGCAAGAAGGCGAAGCUGUGCUUCUCCAUCUACCCGGCGCCGCAGGUGGCCACGGCUGUGGUAGAACCUUAUAACGCCAUCCUGUUCGCUCACACCACACUGGAGCACGCAGACGUAGAGUUCAUGAUGGACAACGAGGCCAUCUACCAGCUGUGCCAGAAAAACCUGGACAUCGCGCGUCCGACGUACACCAACCUGAACCGGUUGAUCGGUCAGAUCAUCUCCUCCAUCACCGCCUCGCUGCGCUUCGACGGCGCGCUCAACGUCGAUCUCAACGAGUUUGAGACCAACCUGGUGCCGUACCCUCGCAUCCACUUCCCGCUGGUCACCUACGCACCGGUCGUAUCGGCGGAGAAGGCGCAGCACGAGAAGUUCACCGUAGAGGAAAUCACGAGGUCCUGCUUCGAGCCGGAUAACCAGAUGGUGAAGUGCGAUCCGCGCGACGGCAAGUACAUGUCCUGUUGCCUGCUGUACCGCGGCGAUGUCGUGCCCAAAGAUGUCAACGCCGCCAUCUCCGUCAUCAAGAACAAGAAGACGAUCCAAUUUGUCGACUGGUGUCCGACCGGCUUCAAGGUGGGCAUCAACUACCAGCCGCCGACCGUGGUGCCCGGCGGCGACCUGGCCAAGCUACAGCGCGCUGUGUGCAUGCUCUCCAACACCACAGCCAUCAAGGACGCCUGGGCGCGCCUGGACCACAAGUUCGACCUCAUGUUCGCCAAGCGUGCCUUCGUGCACUGGUACGUCGGCGAGGGCAUGGAGGAGGGCGAGUUCUCGGAGGCGCGCGAAGACAUCGCGGCGCUGGAGAAGGAUUACGAGGAGGUAGCGCAAGACGGUGAUAUUGAUGAAGAAAUUGAGGAUGAGUACUAACUCAGCAACUGAAGAAAAACUUGAGCUAUCUGUGACUGCGUGAAGUCAUGAAGCUUUGUUUCUCACGUGAAUAUUACACAUCUAUCGUAUGGUGUCAAAUAUAUUUGACCCAGCUUUGUUGGUGAAACGAAAAAUAUACAUAAGCUACUUUACUUUAGCUUUUUCUUUAUGCAAUGCCUUGAUUGAUCUGGCCUAAGCAUUUUCUACAGGAGCAUAUCCAUAUGUUUGAAACAG